Paramecium sonneborni is the source of this 303-nucleotide messenger RNA. The record is from the annotation of a GenBank genome assembly. Lineage: Eukaryota; Ciliophora; Oligohymenophorea; Peniculida; Parameciidae.
GAAAGUUCAAUUGCAUAUGGUAUGAGAAAGAUGAUUGAUGCUGAAUAAAAAAGGACAGAUAAAUCAAAUAAAAUUAUGUUUAUGGAAAGAGAAUGUUAAGAGUUAUAGAAAUCUGUUGAAGAUUUAGAAUAAAAAAUUUAAUAUACAAAAAAAGUUGAAACUGAAAAAUUAUAAAAAGUAAUUAUAUAAAAUGUUCUAAUUAAUAGGAAGCUGAAAACCACAAAAAUGAAAUAGAGAAAAUUAGAGCGUACAAUAACUCUCUAAAAGAUGAGUUAGGCAAAUUGUUAGAAGGCAGAAGAUGAC